Messenger RNA from Closterium sp. Yama58-4, 1044 nucleotides. The record is from the annotation of a GenBank genome assembly. Lineage: Eukaryota; Viridiplantae; Streptophyta; Zygnematophyceae; Desmidiales; Closteriaceae.
AUGGCUGCUAGGAGGCGCGAUGGGGACAUGGAUGGUGACAGCAAUGCGGACGCUGACGCUGAUGCCGAUGCUGAUAACGAUGCUGAUCCCGAUGCUGAUGCUGAGGUUGGGAACGCCUUCGUUUGGUCAUGGGAAGCUGAAAGGGAUGCCUGGGGGGGGGAGGAAGCAGCGGCAGCAGCAGCAGCAGCAGCAGCAGCAGCAGCAGGGCUCCCUGAGCGACCAUCUUGCUUCACUUCCAGCCUUCCUUCUGAGAGAGACGACGACCGAGACGGGCGGGGAGGGCGGAAGGGUGAUCGGGUAGGGGUCAGGGAGGGCGAGUGCCCAGGUGAAAACGCAGGCGACACGCCAGGUGAUCCGCCAGGUGAUCUUCCAGGUGAAAAGCCAACAAGCUCGGCCCCUUCGCUGCCUCCUCGGCCCCGCAUAUGCCCGGAUGCCGCCAUAUCUGGAAACCGUCCUCCUGCAAUACGCCCUGCCCCAGAUCGCACCUGCCCUUCCAUCCCUUCCUGCACUUCGGACCCUACCUGCCCUUCCAUCCCUUCCUGCCCAUCCUUCCCUCCCCUGGUUCCUCCCCGGUUCAUUAAGAGCUGUGCUGCUGCCAUCAGCCGUGUCCCCCUCGUCCUCAUCUAUGCUACACAGGCUGCUCCUCACACUCCCACUGCCACUCCUGCUCCUCCUCCUCUCGCACACAAUCCCCUCUCCAUGCCCUCCUCUUUCCUUCUCCCUCUCUCCCUCCCUUCCCCGUACCUCCUCUCGCUCUCCCUCCGCCACACCCUCCCCCCUUCUCUCGCCUCCUGGAAUUCCCAAGCCCUGAAUCCCCCUUCCUCCACGCUCAUCUCUCUCCCUCUCACCUUCCCCACUCUCUCCUUCCACCCCCUCUCCCCACUUUUCCUCCCGCUCUCCCCCCCUCUCCCUCUCGCCGCCGUCAGCCCUCCCUGCGUCCUCCUCUCCCCGCGCUGCGUCCUCUCCACCCUGCGUUCGCUGCAGGGACCGCCUAAUCGCUAUUGCUUCCAUCAACGAGCUUGGCUCGCGGAUUUCAUCAUCUAG